GGAAUGGAAUGGGAUUUGCUUAUAUGUCCAGCUAUUAGGAAGCGUAUAGAAGAGCUGAAGGUUAAACAGAGGUAAUUAUUUUACUUUAAUAUGCUUAUGUUAAUUAUGAGGAUGUGUUAUUGAUUCACUGAUGUUAAUAUGCUUAAACAGAUUGUGGGGAGUUACUCCUUGUGGUUAUCAAAAGUAUGAGGUUAGAUUCACUGAUGUUGCAUAUGGAGUGGAUCUAAUUGCAAAGAAGUGUGCCUGUAGAAUAUGGCAACUUACAGGGAUACCAUGCUUACAUGGAGUGGCAGCAAUAUCUUACUUGAAUCAUGAUGCUGAGGCAUAUGUGUCCCAAUCAUACACUACCGAGGCUUACCUAAAAUGCUACAAAUAUAGCAUUAAUCCUCUCAAUAGUAGUGAAAUGUGGCCAGAUGUUCCAUACCAUAAGCCUUUGCCUCCCAAAAGAAGAAGAUUACCUGGUAGGCCAUCUGUGAAAAGGAAGAGGGAUGCAAUUGAACGAGAGUUGAGUGGAUCAAGUAGACAAACUGUCUCAAGAAGGGGUAGCAUAAUAAAGUGUGGUAUUUGUAAGGAACCAGGUCACAACAAGAAAAAGUGUCCAUCUAACCAACAAAGCAAUACAUCAGUACCAAGUUCAUCCAGGGGCAGUGGAGCAGACCCAAGUUUAUCCAGGGGCAAUGAAGGACCACCACCUCCUCCACCACCACCUGCAACCCAACAACCUCCUCCACCACCACCUGCAGCCCCCAUGCCAAGAAGAAGGGUCCCAGUUAGUAGAAGUGGAAGGAGGAAAUAUUCUGAACGGAUUAUCAAACAAGCAUUAAGGAGGCAGAUACCUGGGGUUGGGAGUAAUGCAGAUAACCCUUCAGUUAUUGAUUAAUUUAGUGGGUGUGUAGUGGGUGUAAGGCAGUUGUGAUGUAAAGACAAAGUAGUAGUCUUUUUAUUAUGCUUUUCUAUGGUACUAUCAAGUAGGUGUAUGGGCACAUGGUGGCCCUUCUUUUGUCUAUGCAGGAAUCUUUUGUGUUACCUAGAAACUACUUUUGUGUAUGCAGACAAAAACUUAUAUAACUGUAGAAUAUUAAUGGCGUAUUACAAUGAAUCCAACCACCACAUUCACUUA
Lactuca sativa (garden lettuce) is the source of this 1120-nucleotide messenger RNA. Lineage: Eukaryota; Viridiplantae; Streptophyta; Magnoliopsida; Asterales; Asteraceae. The record is from RefSeq and is a predicted model, not a curated record.